Alexandromys fortis (reed vole) is the source of this 1152-nucleotide messenger RNA. It is a transcript of the gene CUNH22orf23, whose product is annotated as chromosome unknown C22orf23 homolog. The transcript is spliced from 7 exons. The record is from RefSeq and is a predicted model, not a curated record. Lineage: Eukaryota; Metazoa; Chordata; Mammalia; Rodentia; Cricetidae. The coding region runs from base 121 to 771 and encodes 216 amino acids.
CACGCGUGGGCGUGUACGCUAGUUACCGUAGUAACCAGAUGCACUUGGUGCGGGCCCUAACACACUGGCUUCCCCGAGGAUCUCCUUCAGGAGGGCGCUGCCACGCUUAGGGGCCCUCCCAUGGCUUCACAGGAGAGGGUGGGCGCAGUGUCCAAAGGAACCGGGUUCCGGCGCUGCCCUAAGCAGGUCACUUACACCCCGGGGACCUGCGAGCUGCUCAGAGUGAUGAUGAAGGAGUCCAAACUGACUAACUUCCAGCAACGACACAUCUUGGACACCAUGAGAAGAGGAGCCCCUCUGCCCCUGCAGUGCAACCCAACAUCCAGCCAGAGGGGCUCUCCUCCCAAGAAGCCAGCUACAACCAUCUACCUGCCUCCCAUCCUGGCUACCCACUCCCACCUCCGGCCUGCCAGCAUGUGUCAAGCCAAUGGGGCAUACAACCAUGAGCAAUUCAAGCCUCAGGCCACCAGAGAUCUGGAGAAGGAGAAACGAAGACUCCAAAAUAUCUUUGCCACUGGGAAGGACAUAGAGGAACGGAAAACGGCUCCACAUGUGCAACAAGAGGACCCAGCUCCCGAGGUGGACCGGUUUGAAGAAUUGGUGAAGGAAGUCCAGGACAGGAAAGAAUUCUUGGCUGCCAUGGAGGCUCUGGGACAGGGCAAGCAAUACCGAGGAAUCAUCCUGGCUGAAAUCUCCCAGAAAAUAAGGGAAAUGGAGGACAUCGACCGCAGCAGAAGCGAGAGGCUCAGGAAGGCUCUGGCCACCACCUAAUCCUAGACAAGGGCGGGCCAGCCCAGUGUGACCACCAGAGCCUUCGCUUUGCCAAGCAGUGUCGUCCCCAGGUCUGCCCACCCUCAGAGACCACGCCAGAUCAUGAUGUUGCACUGCCCAGGGAUGCAGAGGCCUCAGUGACGCCUCUGAGUCACUGUCACAGCCACAGUGUUGGCACCUUCUUCAGGGGAAAGAGCCCAGACAUACCAUGGACAUCUGCCUCUCUCUGGCUCUUCCCACACCACAGCUGUCCUCCAGGUGCUCUGUGAACAUGAUUCUGUCCUUCCUGUAUCUUAGGAUCUGUUUCUUUGCCUUCUUGUAGCCUUGGGCAAAUGUUUGACCACAAUGAUUAAUUGGCCAAUAAAACACAUUUAACUUGGC